Agrilus planipennis (emerald ash borer) is the source of this 2607-nucleotide messenger RNA. Its product is annotated as serine/threonine-protein kinase 11-interacting protein-like. Gene Ontology annotation, cellular component: cytoplasm. The record is from RefSeq and is a predicted model, not a curated record. Bases 112 to 2061 code for a protein of 649 amino acids. Gene Ontology annotation, molecular function: protein binding. The transcript has 4 exons. Lineage: Eukaryota; Metazoa; Arthropoda; Insecta; Coleoptera; Buprestidae.
AUCAGCUGUUUACCGUCAACAAAUGUCAUAACAUAACCUUAUCAAUGAAUAGUAAAAUAUUAAUAACAUUCUUUGUUUUAGAAAUUUAAACAUUUUAUAAUUCUUAUAAUAAUGGAAAACAGUGCUGUGUCCGAUUUAGCAAGAACUCUUCGUGAGUACGGUGAUAAGAUACUUAAUUCGGAGUGCAAAUUAAUCCUAUCUGAAUCACUUAUGCGGAGUCUCAACAGUUCUUUUAUGUUAUUAAAUGAUCAAAAGGACUCUAUGACUUCCUCUUUUCAAGUCAUCAAUAGCAGUAACAUUAAAACGAAUUUUUUCAUUGACAUCCAAUUUUUGCAUGAUUUUCUUCAAAGAACUUCCAGUUUGAAAAUUGUUUGUGACAACCCCCCUAAUCAUGAUCUAGACAGUGUGGACAUAUCUGUUUUUAAAAAUGUUAAGUUGCUUGAAUUAUAUAAACUAAAUGUGAAAAAGAUUAAAGGGAUACAAGCAUUACGAGCACAAAUUCAAUUUUUGGUGUGCAGGUGGAUUUUGGAAACUCUUAGUGAAAUACUAGAAAAAUGUGGUUGUGAUGAUAGUCAGGGAUUUAUCUGGAGUGAACUAAAAGAAGCUAGUUUUAGUCAUAACAAUAUUUCAUAUCUGGACAGCAGCUUAGAAUUGGUGCCUUUAUUAAACACGCUAGACCUAAGUCAUAAUAACAUCAAAGAAACUCAACCACUGUCUUGUCUUUUAAAUCUUAAACAUUUGAAUCUGAGUUAUAAUCAGUUGAAAGCCAUUCCCAAUUUUUCAGGACAGAUUUGCAGUCGUCUUCAGGUGUUAAUUUUAAACAACAAUUUCAUCGAUAAUCUAGCAAACGUAGUAAACUUGGUGAAUCUUUGCGAACUUGAUCUAAGCGAAAAUUGUCUCAUUGACCAUCACUCACUUCUUCCUCUUACUCAUCUGUCAACGUUGCAAUGGCUAAAUUUGAAGGGAAAUCCCCUCAGUUUUCAUCCGCAACACAGAAUAAGAAGUGUGUGCUAUCUAAAUUCCAAUACGGCCACAGUACGUUUCCUAUUAGAUCAGAAAGCUCUCACCAAACUCGAAUCACAAAACUGCGGUAGAAUCCAACCAGUUUAUCAAAGUCAUCAAAUGGAAUCUCUUUCAUCUUCUCUAAGUAAUGCCACCUUGGUGGCAACGGAACGUCCUAGGCGAGUUAGAACCGCUACUAUUUCGGAAGGUGUUGAUGCAGUCUCAGAAAUGGACAACAGUAUAGCAUCUAUCGCCUCGUUACUGAUAUCAAAUGACCAUUUGGAAACAAAGAGAACUAUUGAGCAGUUAAGGAAACAAUAUGGAGAACGAUGGUUACAAGCAGAAUCCUCUGUACAAGACGUUCUUGGUCUCGAAAAGUCUCUCCCCAUCAUAUCGUCAUCUCCCUACGAUCAACUUUUGUCCACAUUCGAAGCAAACUACUCCCAACAAAACGUCCCAGAUGGAAGUGAACUCAAAUCUGAAGAGUCUAUGAAUGGUACAGAAACGUACACAACCGCGUCGGAAACAACAACUCAUGGAAAUAAUGAAAAUGCACUACAACCCGGUACUGACGAUGAUUACGAUGGUGACGAUGAUGACGAUGACGUUCUUGGGCAAGGGGAGGAAAAUUUGUAUUUGGUCUGCCCCAAGGGCACUACUGAACCCAUUUUCCUGGUGGUCACCAACACUCAUAUUAGGGAACGGGAUUGUGAUAGUGGAAAAGAGAAGACCCGUUGGCCUUUGGACAGUCUUUUGGCCUGUAGCGCUUCAGGAUCCGAUCCUGUUUUAAUUUCGCUCGAAUUCGACACUGUAAAACGUGACAAAAAGCAAAGAGAAUAUGAUAUGGUCGAGGAAGAUGCGGAAAAAUUGUCGAAACACCUCAGUAAUCUCCUGUCAAUCAUGGGAACCCAGAAUAAUCGAAUGGUUAUUUUUAAAUGCAUGAAAUGUGGAACCAGGUUUGGAGAGGAAAAAAAUAGUCAGAAGAGGGGGACUGCAAGGGUAUGUCCAACAACCACUUGUAAUAGUACUUUAGUCAUAGAAGACGACGAGGAGAAUUAAAGAUAAGAAGGAAAAAAGAUCAAAAUUGAAUGUGUCAAAAGUAAAAUAAGAAAUAGGUACUUGGUUGUCUAGAUGAUGGGACUAUCAGUUGGACGAGGGAAGAAGCGGUGGAGGGUGACUAGUACAGCAUUAAAAAAGAAUUUGAAGGUGAGAGCGGGGAACUAAUUGGGUGGGGGGUGGGUUAAAAAUCGGCCUCACCUAGAACCACCUUUUUUAGUAUAGUACAAGGUCAUCCCCACUCCUUCUCCUUCCCAUUGACAGUCCCAUCAUCUACAAAAUUGCCAAGAACUAUUUCAUUUCCAAGUGAUAAUUUGAAAUUAAAAUAAUAUGUAACAAUAUUUUAAACUUGGGGAUGGGGAUUACAGUAAAUAGUAUACCAUGUUCAAAACCAUUUUGUAUGUUUAAUUAAUAUAACCUAUUUACAAAUGUAUAAAAUUAUCUAUAUAAUGUGUCCCAUAUACAUAUAGUAGACUUAAUUUUCGUAUGUAUAUAUAAUGCUUAUUCCCUUUGCGAUUGUAAAAAAUUGUUAUUUGGAUUUAUAUUUUA